CGCUACGGUAAGUCCCAGGAGGCUAAAAUUAUAAGAGAGAAGCUGGAUAUUCUCUCGAAAAACAAAGCCUAAUUAAGAAAAAAAAUAGUCUCAAAGACAAAGAAGUUGCUUAGAAAUGCCAAGGAAGCACAGAGCGCCAGACUUGGAGGAGCUGGCGCUUCGCUCCGUAGGCACAUAUAUAACGGACUUUGGUAAAAAUUUGAUAAGGCCUAUACAAGAAAUAUCGCAGCAAGAUCCAGAUCUUGGCCUCAAGACAUUGAGUAAAUUGCUAACGGCAAUGAAAUAUCGUCUAAGUUCCAGCGUGCCUUGGCAUCUUUAUGACAAAAUGGCAAUAGCAGCGCUCGGCUCUAUAAUGAAUUUAAUCAACGAAACAAGAAAGUCUUACAACGAUUUUUCGCCGAUCGGAAUUUUUUUAUCAGAGGUUAACGUUGUAGUGAGUCUUAUCGAAGUGGUGGUCCAUGCUAAUCUUCGGAGUAUAGAAUUUGCAGCAUGGCCGAAAAUAAUGCGACACGUGUUGUACAAUAAUUUGCACAAUAUGACAGGCUUGGAAGUUUUGGAUCUUGGUUCUGGCUCAGCCGGUUGGAGAACAUCUGAUAUCGAAAAAAUAAUAAUAAACGGUGUCGCAACAAUGCCUAAUUUGAUCUCUUUCACCUUGUGCUUCGAUUGCACGGACAAUAUAAUUGCAGCGGUAGGACAAAACUGUCCAAAACUUCGGUACAUCGACGUGACAGCGUCGCGAUCGGUGACUGAUCGCAGUAUCGUUGCGCUCAGCAAAUCUCGAGUAUUACGAGAAGUCAAACUUUUUCGUACUUCCGUAUCAAUAAUUGGUUACGCGAAUUUACUUCUCGCGCAUUCGAGACUCGAGGACAUCGGACGGUGUCAUGAAAUCGGUAACGUUCUCGAACACAUUCGCGAAAAAUUCGAUGCUACUACCGAAAAUUACGAAAAACAAUUGUAUCUGCGCUCUUUUGAAUCUCGGAACGUAGCGAUGAAUCACUUGUAUCUUUUGAUCGCCAUGUGUCCUUACGUCACGAGAUUGUCAUUGAUGUGCGACGAGAGAAUAAGCGAUCUUACGAUUCUUGCUGCUUUGGAAAAUCUCACGGAACUGAGGUUACUUUCGUGUUAUUUUUACGCCGAUCGCGUCAAGAAUCUUUUGGAAUUGACCAACGGUAGAAUCAUCAGUCUCCAUCUCGAGCACGUCGAUGAAAUAGAUACGAGUGCUCUCGUUUACAUAAGUCAAUAUUGUCCUGAGAUAAGAAACUUAACAUUUUACAAUUGCGAACUUCUGGACCAUACCUCAAGCCAUUUUCGCAAAUUACCAGUUGAGCCUUUCAAGUAUCUCGAACGAAUUAAAUUCGUCGCUGAUUGUGCGAGUGUACAUCUUGAAUUUUUAUUGUCGCAUUGCACCAACGUCAAAUUCAUACAAUUGGGAUCGUCCACUGGCAUCGGUGAUACAACAAUGAAAAGAGUUUUCUCACAAAAUCCAAUGAGCAAAUUGGAAGAACUUAAAAUACUUUACAGCGACGAUCUCUCCAUGAGAACUGUGCGACUGUUGAUGCAAAACUGUGGAAAUUUACGACGCAUCUCCGAGCUUGAAAGCUGGCAGGGAAUAUCCAGCGAAGAAUUGAGGAUCUUCAGAGAAGAGCUCAAAACCAACAACUUUGAUCUAGACACCAGUCCGACUUUAUCACUUGCAUAAUAUUAGUGAAAUUCUUUUUUCUUCAUACUUCUUUUUACACGGAUGUUUUUUUUUUAAAGAUCAUGUCUCAGGGAAUAGUUUCCGAUUCAAAAAAGGAAUGGUCUAAAAGUUUUAUUCGCCAAAAAGGUGAUGCAUGAUCUCAGCGAGAUAUAUCCACUUUCUGGUUCUAACUUGUCGUUCAUAAUGGCUUUUUCUUUUUGAACCUCGUGCUAUUUUCCUCAGUCCAGUGCCAUGACACUAUCGGGAGUGAUGCGAGGAAUGAAAAUAUUUUUUCAAGUACCAGAUCCUCGCGAUAAUAAUCAAUAAACUUUUAUUUUUGUAAACUAGUCUUGUACUCUUGUACAGAACAGAGACUGUGAUUAACGAUAAAUAAUAUCGUCCAUGUCUGUUACAACGGAAAUUAAUGUAAAGGAUAAAAUACGAAUUGACUCGUUGCUCAUUUGUCAUGUCCGAGAAAAAUAUACUUACGAAUAUUUUAAUUAUACAGAAAAGAACGUAUGAAUAAUUAUGGAAAUUGUAAUCGGUUUUUAAGUCCAUCGAGAAUCGUACGAAAUGACAUUAAUGUGAAAAAAUCAACGUGGAAUUUUCGAAA
Molecule: messenger RNA, 2291 nt
Organism: Venturia canescens
Lineage: Eukaryota; Metazoa; Arthropoda; Insecta; Hymenoptera; Ichneumonidae
Exons: 1
Coding region: 116-1699 (527 amino acids)
Biological process (GO): SCF-dependent proteasomal ubiquitin-dependent protein catabolic process
Cellular component (GO): SCF ubiquitin ligase complex
Source: RefSeq, a predicted model, not a curated record